AUGGAGGGAGCGAUUGAAACUCAAUAUCAAAUCAUGCAAGCCAUGAACACCGUCCUGACAAACUUCAAAAAGGACGGACCUAGCCGCAAAACAACUACGAAUAUUAAGAAGAAAAUAGACCUCCUCGACAAGUAUUGGGCUGAGUUCCAAAACAAUCACGAAAAAAUUAGUGAGAGGGAAAAUCUUACUCAUCCUUAUUUUGCACAAGAUUCUUAUGAGCAGACUAAGGAAUUCUAUAAUAGCACUCGUGAAUACUUAGUGAAGUAUUUAAACCUAGACCAGAAACCAGUGUCUCCAAUUUUGAAGUCAUCUGCUUGGACAUAUGACCCAACACCGUCCACUUCACAUGUGGCAGCAUCAGAACCCAUUCAAGAACAAGGUGACGAGGGACAAGAAACCACGCCGCUUACAAUAAAGGUGCCGGAAGUAGCAGAGCCCGAGACCAACAGCAAGGUAGGCGAGAUGUUACGCAAGCAAAGAAGCAACAUCAAAGCUUUUCAAAGAAACGCGUCUAAUAUCAACUUAGACGUUCUUAAAGAUAAAUGGCAGUUUGAAGAUGCCUUAAAGGUAUUAGAAUUAAGAUGGAAAGCAGUGGAUACCCUUUAUUGGGAGCUUGAUAGUUUACCCAAUAAUACCGACAUACAAUAUGAAAUGUCAUACAACACUUGCGAAAUUAUUUACAACGAAAUGAAGACGAAAAUCAACUCAAAAAUGUGGUCAGUUUCACAUCGAGAAAAGUCUACACCGAAGAUUGAAAUUCCAACCUUUAAUGGAAGUUAUUUAUAUUGGACGGCAUUUAAAGACUUGUUCGUCGAAACUAUUCACUCCAAUCCAUCUCUCUCGAAUGCCCAGAGAAUGCAGUUUCUCAAAAGUAAAGUUAAAGGAGAAGCUGAGAAACUUAUUCAACAUUUAUCAAUAAGCUCAGAGAAUUAUGAAGCAGCUUGGGAGAUCCUCAAUCACCGGUACAAUAACAAGAAAUUGAUAUUUUCCUCGCACGUCAAUGCAUUACUAAGUGUACCCAACACCCAAAACUUAUCAGCAACAUCAGUCAAACGGCUUCACGACACGACUAAAGAAUGCCUGAAUGCAAUUAAGAACCUUGGCGUCAACACAUCGUCAUGGGACCCAUUGAUGGUCCAUUUAUUGGCACAAAAACUGGAUCCAAUCACUCAUAAUGACUACUCAGAGUCAUUAGACGACCCGCGCGAGUUACCGAAAAUACAAGAUUUUCUUAACUUUCUGGAAGGCAAGUUUGUAUCAUGGGAAUCAUCUCGUCGCAAACCAGAGUCAGCAAGAACAUCAUAUCAACCAGAGACAGUACAUAGCAACAAGAAAUUUCACAAUUCAUACAAAGCAUUCAGUACACAUCAUCAAAACGUGAAUAAUUAUUUCAAAUCGAAUGCAUAUGUAAAUGAUAAUGAGGACAGUACAAAAUGCCCACAUUGCAAUCAAGAACAUAAAUUAUAUUCGUGUAAAACAUUUCUCGAAUUACAACCCGAAGCUAAACGGAAGGCAGUUGCGAAAUAUAAUUUAUGCAAAAACUGUCUGCAAGCACAUCGCAACGAAUGUAUGUCACGUAAAAGAUGCCGCGUCUGCAGCGCUGAUCAUAAUACCCUUCUUCACGACGCAUAUAGUAAAGGAAACGGGCAGACAUUAAACCAUCGAUCAGCACAUCAAAAUUCAGUUACUGACAGCAAAAACAAAAUCAGUAACAGCAGCAGCAAUCAUGUAUCUCAAGAAGACCUAUCAGAAACUUUGCUUACAACAGUAUUGAUCAAAGUAAAGGCAUAUGAUGGGACACUGAUAGUGUUAAGAGCGCUUCUAGACCAGGGUUCUCAGACAUCCCUAAUAACGGAGAGAGCAGCCCAGUUGCUAAAAUUGCCGCGCAACCGAUGCAAGGGUGUCAUAUUCGGCGUCGGAGCGACGGAAAACAAAUGCAAAGGUAUCAUAACGAUCACGUGUAGCGCCAUUCACAAUGACUACACGUUUGACACCAAUGUGUUUAUCAUGCGCAAUUUGGUGAAUAAACUGCCCAAUAAAUCAUUCAAAAUACCAGAAUCAUGGACAUUUCUGGAAAACAUAUCAUUAGCAGACCCGGAAUUUUAUGUGAGUCGUCCCGUAGACAUUCUGCUUGGAGCCGAGAUAUACUCGAACAUAAUUCAAGAGGGUAUCAUCAGGCAAAAUAAGUCACAUCCAGUAGCACAACAAACACGCUUGGGCUGGAUUUUAUGCGGAAACGUGCAAACCUUUCAUUGCAAUGUCGUAAUCAAUAACACAGACGACAUUCAGAAAUUUUGGUUAAUUGAAGACAUAGCAGAAAAUUCAACUAUGUCCCAAGACGAUUUAGACGCCGUACAAUAUUACAAAGAAACGACAACUCGCAAUGAAGAUGGUCGCUACAUUGUGAAAAUACCAUUCCAAACGAACUUUCAAGAAAAGUUGGGAGAGUCUAAAUCUAUGGCAUUAGCACAGUUUCGUUCACUUGAAAAGAAGUUAUGCAAACAACCGCAGCUAGCUGAGACCUACACCAACUUUAUACAAGAGUAUCAAGAACUAAAACAUAUGGUAGAGAGUACUAAUACUUUGCAGCCGAGAUCAUCAAAAAUACCAAAAGAUAUUGUGGCGGAGUUCUCCAAACCAGUCAUUGCGUGA
This is a messenger RNA of Spodoptera litura, 2652 nucleotides long. NCBI's taxonomy places the organism in Eukaryota, Metazoa, Arthropoda, Insecta, Lepidoptera, Noctuidae. The record is from RefSeq and is a predicted model, not a curated record.